AUGGCUCAGCCAGGCUCGUUCCCGAACCUCUACACUCAUCCGCAGUCGAAGCAGUUCAGCUCGACCCCGGGUUAUGGCGCGACGCCGCCUGGGUUGGCUACACAGCGAACGCCCCAGCGUGGCCCUGCCCACCAAUUCUACCAGAAACCUGCAGCGGUUGCAGCGCCUGUGCAUAUGCAGCCACGUACCGUGGAACGGCUUCACCAGCAGCAAGCUGUCCCUGUUUUUGCCCAGGACUACCGUCAUCCAGAAAUGACUGCGUUGCCUCCUGCUCAGCAGUAUCAGAUGCCAAUGCCAGGCUUUCAACAACGUCAUCCAGACAACUUUGACGGGGUUGCCCAGGAUGUACACAUGCGAGCAUCACCGAGCAGCAACGUGCAGCAGCAGCAGCAGCACAUGCAGCGUUCUCAGCAGGAGCAAUCAACUGACUUUAUCAAUCAGUUUCCUGGCAAUCCAAUGGCCGGUUUAGCGAUGAACAGUGCACAGGACUUUCUGCAGAAACAAUCGGAGAUGUAUCUCCCAGGAGCAUAUGGCAUCUGGGGCAGUCUCAAGUACUACUUCACGGUCAACAACUCUUACGUCAAGAGUCGUCUCAAGAUCUUGUUGCUCCCUUUCGUACACAAGAAUUGGCGCCGCAUGGGCAAUGGCAAUCAAGACGAAUCGAAACCAAUGCAACACGCUCCUCCCACUCGUGACAGUAAUGCACCGGACCUCUACAUCCCGUUGAUGGGCUUCCUUACCUACAUUUUGAUUGUGGGUUAUUCCAAGGGCACUUCGAACCAGUUCAGUCCAGAUGUGAUCAGCAAAGAUGCGAGCUACUGUCUUGUGAUGCAGCUGGUCGAAAUUGGCGUACUUGCUGCCUGCCUUUACGUGCUGAACAGCUCCAUUUCAUUCCUCGACUUGGUUUCUUUUUCCGGCUACAAGUAUAUUCCACUGGUGAUCAACGCGGUCGUCUAUCAGCUGCUGGGCUCUAUCGCUUAUUACGUUUCGCUCCUGUACACUGGUGUUGCUGUGUCCUACUUUACGCUGAAUUGUAUGAAAGGCAGCGUUGCUGAACCGAGCUCUGAGAACCGCCUCUUCCGGAACUACCUUCUCUUCGGAGUUUCGUGCCUACAGCUUGUCCUCGUCUGCUGGAUCUCGUACACGACCGCGCCCGGAGAGUAA
Molecule: messenger RNA, 1164 nt
Organism: Peronospora matthiolae
Lineage: Eukaryota; Oomycota; Peronosporomycetes; Peronosporales; Peronosporaceae
Source: the annotation of a GenBank genome assembly